GACCGGAUUGAGGUGCAGAGGGCUCUGGCAGGUGCUGGGUUUCGUCGAGUGCGAGUUCAGUGGUGCGCUGGGCGAUUUCCGUUCUUUUCCAGUUUGACUGCCAACGAAAAUGCAGAAGAGGAAGGAACCUAUUCACGCCGUUCAAGUCUUCGGACGCAAGAAAACCGCCACGGCCGUUGCAUACUGCAAACGUGGUCGAGGACUAUUGCGGGUCAAUGGGCGUCCUUUGGAGAUGAUUGAACCCAAAGUUUUGCAGUACAAACUGCAGGAACCUUUGCUGUUGCUCGGCAAGGAAAAAUUCGCUGGAGUUGAUAUCCGCGUUCGUGUAAGCGGUGGUGGUCAUGUUGCACAAAUCUAUGCCAUCCGACAAGCUAUCUCCAAGGCUCUUGUAGCUUUCUAUCAAAAAUACGUUGAUGAGGCAUCCAAGAAGGAAAUCAAGGACAUCCUCAUUCAAUAUGACAGGACUCUAUUGGUAGGAGAUCCACGUCGUUGUGAACCCAAGAAAUUCGGUGGUCCAGGUGCUCGUGCCCGUUACCAAAAGUCUUACCGUUAAGCAAUUUUUUUUCACACACUCCACACGUUUAUUGUAUAUGGAAAUUCUCUUUAUAUACUUUUGUCGCCAUAACAACUACACGACUAAUGAGGAGAAUAAAUAUGUUUUAAGAUAAA
This is a messenger RNA of Hermetia illucens (black soldier fly), 669 nucleotides long. RefSeq names its product 40S ribosomal protein S16 (gene RpS16). Gene Ontology annotation, biological process: translation; maturation of SSU-rRNA from tricistronic rRNA transcript (SSU-rRNA, 5.8S rRNA, LSU-rRNA). Gene Ontology annotation, molecular function: structural constituent of ribosome; RNA binding. Lineage: Eukaryota; Metazoa; Arthropoda; Insecta; Diptera; Stratiomyidae. The record is from RefSeq and is a predicted model, not a curated record. The coding region runs from base 110 to 553 and encodes 147 amino acids. Gene Ontology annotation, cellular component: cytosolic small ribosomal subunit; ribosome. The transcript is spliced from 5 exons.